AUUCCUCAAAUAGCACCAAUAAAUUGAUCCUUACUUUUUAUUUAUUUUAUUAUAAUUUUCAUAUACUCAAUUAUCUUAAAUUAUUUUAGAAUUAUCUAUAUCAAACCUCCUCAAAAAAUUUAUAACAAAAUACCCCUAUUAAAUUGAAAAUGAUAG
This is a messenger RNA of Sitophilus oryzae (rice weevil), 156 nucleotides long. The record is from the annotation of a RefSeq genome assembly. Lineage: Eukaryota; Metazoa; Arthropoda; Insecta; Coleoptera; Curculionidae.